This is a messenger RNA of Parasteatoda tepidariorum (common house spider), 2188 nucleotides long. The record is from RefSeq and is a predicted model, not a curated record. NCBI's taxonomy places the organism in Eukaryota, Metazoa, Arthropoda, Arachnida, Araneae, Theridiidae.
UCAUGUGUUGUUUCCGGUAUGAAUGAAAGAUGCUCUUAUAUAAAAGUAGUAUCAGUUUUGAUUCGUAAAAUGUGUAUACGGUUUGAUUCUCAAACUCAUUAAGUUUAAAGUAUUUGAUGGUUAACAACUAACACCUUUGUACUAAAUAAACUGAAGAUCUUAGAAAACACUUCAAGAAGUACGAUAACUGAGCAAGUGAUGCAAUGCUUCCCUCCUUUAUUUAACCUUAAUGGUAAAAUCUGUUUGAUUCUCCAGCAUCUUUGGCCUAAAUUAAUAAUUAUUCAUGAGGUACAUGGUUUCGGAAAGUAAAACUCUGUCCCCGAGCAGUUUAUUUGUUCAUAUUAAAUUUGAACAUCUAAUUGCUGGAAUCAGCGGCGGUGUUACUUCAACACUAGUUCUGCAUCCUCUGGAUUUGCUUAAAAUUAGAUUCGCAGUUAACGAUGGCCAAUUGCUAACAAGACCUAACUACCAAGGCUUAGGAAAUGCUGUUUCUACUAUAAUUAGAGAAGAAGGCAUUCGGGGAUUGUAUAGAGGAGUAACACCUAAUUGUUGGGGUGCUGGAGCAUCAUGGGGUUUUUAUUUCCUUUUUUACAAUGCAAUCAAAGCUUACAUGACAGACACGGAUGACAAGUCAAAAAUCACCUUGGGACCAGGUAGUCAUAUGCUUGCUGCUGCUGAAGCAGGUGUUAUCACCUUGUUUAUCACAAAUCCAAUCUGGGUUGUAAAAACAAGAAUGUGUUUGCAAUAUCAACCAUGUUCUACUGCAUCCAGCUUACCCCCAUCAAAACAUUAUAAUGGUAUGUUGGAUGCUCUAUCUAAAGUUUAUCGCCAUGAAGGAAUACCAGGAAUGUAUAAGGGUCUUGUACCUGGCAUGUUUGGGGUCUCACAUGGUGCCCUGCAAUUUAUGGCUUAUGAAGAAUUGAAGAAAAAGUAUAUUAGCUAUUAUCAUCUCCCACUUGAUGAUAAACUGGGUACAGCUCAAUACUUGUCAUUUGCUGCCUUGUCUAAACUUUUUGCUGCCAGUGUAACUUAUCCAUACCAGGUUAUUAGAGCAAGGCUUCAAGAUCAGUAUAAAGAAUACUCUGGUGUCUUGGAAGUAAUUAAAAGGACAUGGAGUGGAUAUUUGAAGAUAUUUUCCUUUGCAUUGCAUAUUUAUAGUCCUAUGUAAUAAUCUUUUCAUUACUUUUUGUUUCUUUCCAUUUUUUUAUUUUAUCAAAUAUUAUGUAGCUUUGCCAUAAUUAAAUAAUAUUCUAUGCAAUCCAAAAAAUGUAGAAGGUUUGGAGCUAAAAACUGUUAAAUCAAAAUCUUAAAAAUCAGUCUCAUCCUAAUUUUUUUAAGAAGUUUACUUUUUGUUUAACUUUUAUGAUUACUAUAAAAUUUUUAUACUUUGUUCUGCUGUAUUAGUGAACAAAAUUUUAUUAUAUUGAAUCAUACUAGUCACAAGGCUUUCACCCUUCAUAAUACUGUCUUAGUCCUCAGCCUUUUAAUGAUUAGGCUGUAUACCACCCUACUUAAUAUUAAAAAAAAAAGUAUAUUGUUUAUAUAGUAAUUUUGAAUAUGAAUAACAAUUUGUGUUGUAUUUUAAAAUAUUAAUUAGUAUAUCACUAUGUUAAUAAAUAUAUUAAUUAUAUUAAUAUACUAAUUAAUAAAUUAAUUAUAUUAAUAUACUAAUUAAUAUAUGAAUGAAAUCAAGUUAAUAAAUUAUAAAUAAAGGUGGUGAUGUUAGAGUUAAAAUGCCUUCAAGAUAAGAGAGAUGCUAUUAAACCAUUUAUUUAUAAUGUUCUUUCAAAUAAUGAUUAAUAUCAAAAAAUCAAUUAUAUAAUUGAUAUUUACAUACUAAAAAUCAAUUAUAUAAUUGAUAUUUACAUACUAAAAAUGUAUGAUAAAUAAAUUCUUUAUUAUUGAAAUCACCUUCUAAAAGCUUAUGAGUGCUCUUCUAAUUUAAAAUAAAUUUCAUGUACUAUAUCAUUUUAAUGUUGUCUGCCAACUGCAAUAUUAUGUUUCUUGCACAGUAAUUAUUAUCAUAUACAGUACUUAUUGUCAUUAUACAGAGAUGUGUUAGUAAAUAAGAAUUUGAUAAUUGGUCUUCACGCUGUCUAAUACAGAUGUUGGAAACAUUUUAGUAAAUAUAAGAUUGAUGUAAAUGUGUAUAUGUAAAUUGUAAAAAUAAAAAAAAUUUCAUCCUGAA